Messenger RNA from Cetraspora pellucida, 1953 nucleotides. The record is from the annotation of a GenBank genome assembly. NCBI's taxonomy places the organism in Eukaryota, Fungi, Glomeromycota, Glomeromycetes, Diversisporales, Gigasporaceae.
AUGAUUAUGGAAACCUCGUUCCAACCAAGAAUUUAUAAUAUUGCUGAAAGGCGCAAUUACACACCAAACUUUACUUCAACCGACUAUGAAACCAAUUUCUUAAAUAAAGGAACUCCGUUAGUUAUUGAUAACGGAUCAUAUCAGUGUCGUGUUGGGUGGGCUACUGAUAUUUCACCAAGAUUACAAUUUGAUAAUUUGGUGUCUAAGUAUAAAGAUCGCAAAUUAAAUCAAAGCGUUUUGUUGGUCGGCAAUGAUGUUUAUACGGACGCUACGGCAAAAACGAAUGCAAAAUCGGCGUUUGAUGGAAAUAUAGUAUAUAAUUUUGAAACUAUGGAAUCUGUUUUAGAUUACAUGUUUACCAAACUUGGAAUAAAUACCGAUAGAGUAAAUCACCCGAUAUUAAUGACCGAGCCUGUAUGCAAUCCAAGCCAUUCGCGAAAAUGUGGAAUUGUGAUAUCAUCUGGCCACACUACAACCCAUGUUAUACCAGUAUUUGGUCGUAGCGUGUUAGGGCAGACUAAAAGGAUAUCAUAUGGUGGAUUGACAUCAACGGACUAUAUGUUAAAGUUAAUGCAAUUAAAAUAUCCAACAUUUCCAACGAAGAUGACUGUUAACCAAGCACAACAUCUUGUACAUAAUCAUACGUAUGCUGCCGAAGAUUAUUUCUCGGAAUUAAAGGAAUAUACAGAUCCGAAGACAUUUGCAGAAAAGGAUCGAAUCAUUCAAUUUCCUUAUGUGCCACCGGCUAAUGAAAAGAGUGAAGAGGAAUUAGCCAGAGCAGAAGAAAGAAGGCAAGAACAAGCGCGUCGUUUAAAAGAACAGGCCGCGAGAUUAAGACAUCAAAAGUUAAAAGAUCUAGAAAGCACUUUGGAAUUUUACAUGGAAAUCAAAACAAGCAAGUCCUCAAUGAAAAAAGCAGAAUUUAUUGCAAAACUUAAAGAAAACAGAAUUAAUGAUGAAGCAGAAUUGGAUGAGGUCAUUCAAAAAACUGAAAAGGCGGUACAACGAGCAAGGAAUAAAUUAUUAGGAAUUGAAGAAGUUGAAAUAAAGUUAAAUGAAGCUGAGAGAAAGGAGAAAAAAAAGCAAAUUGCUUCCAAGAGUCUUCAUGAAACACGUCAAAGACAACGAGAAGCAAAAGAACUAGCUAGACGACAGCAAGAAGAAGAAAAAAGAAUGGAAGAGCAAAGACGACAAACGGAUUUUGAAGGCUGGUUAAAUGAACUUAAGCAGAAUUAUGAGAAUCAACUUGAUAAAGUAAAAAGUCUCAAACGAAAAAAAGAACAGCUAUCUGAUCGGAGGAGUCAUGCUUCCCAGUUGCGCAUGAAAUCAAUCGCUAAUUUGGCUAGUGAUACUCCACAGCAAAAGAGACGUAGAAGAGGUCAAGAUGAGGACACAUUUGGGAUGGAUGAUAAUGAUUGGUCUAUUUAUAAAGAAAUACAUACAUUUGAUGCAAAGAACUCUAUUAAGAAUUCCCUCAUUUUCAUGUUUACUCGAGGAGUCACACCUCCAUUUGAUCCAGAGAAUUUUGCGCAAAUGCAUCAAUUACAUGUAAACAUUGAAAGAAUAAGAGUUCCAGAAGCCUUAUUUCAACCUAGUAUACUUGGGUUGGAUCAGGCUGGAAUAGUAGAAACCAUUGGAGAAAUAAUAAGCCGGUUUGAGGAUGUAGAUGCAAGAAAAAAGAUGAUUCGGUCUGUAUUUGUAACUGGUGGGCACACGCAAACUCCGGGUCUUUUAAAGCGGUUAGAAAUUUCUCUUCGGUCAAUUUUACCAGCUGGAUCACCACUCCAAAUCAUUCACGCAAAAGACCCAGUACUUGACGCAUGGCAUGGUGCAGCUCUUUGGGCUCGAUCAUCUGAAUUUCAGAAUUAUUCUGUUACGGUAGAAGAAUACAACGAAUGUGGAGGAGAAUACAUAAAAGAGCAUCGAUUCGGAAAUGUAUACUAUAAAACAUGA